CACACACACACACACACACACACACACACACACACACACACAAACAUUCAGAGAGCGUUCUCAUCUUACUAUCAAGACCAAUCAGACAGAGAGCCAUGAGCCCUGAAGCGGGUAAAGUUGAGGUGACGGCUGCCAGCAAGGCUCCGGUCCGUGGUCCUGCUGGUCCCGGGGGCUCGGGCCCGCCAAAGUUCAAGCAGAGAAACACCCGCCAGUUCAAGAGCAAGCCCCCAAAGAGAGGAGUCAUUGGGUUUGGCGAGGACAUUCCUGGAAUGGAGGGCUUGGGCAUGGACAUCACGGUCAUCUGCCCGUGGGAGGCUUACAACCAUCUGGAGCUGCAUGAACUGGUGCAGUACGGGGUCAUCUAAGAGUAGCUCAACCCCCGCCUGGUAUUACCCUAACUCAUUCACCUCUUAACCUCUCACCUUCCCCAAGCAUCACAAUAAAUGUAUUCACUAACAUGUAUAUGUAAGAUGUUUCGGUCAGAAAUCUCAUCUUAAUCUGUUUUUCUGUGCUGUCACAUAUAGCCUUGUAUCCCCACAGCUACCUCCAUAACGUGAAUGUAUUACUCUCUUCCUGAUACACAAACCAAUAACAAAGAGGGGUUUGUUUUAGAGAUGCUCUAAACUCAAAACUGGUCUAUUUGUAGCUUAUUUCUCCUCCUUGUUGUCUCGUCCCCUUUUCAGCAUUUUUGGAGAAUGAGCGUAGACUGAGAACACGUCGUUCCCUGGCCCUCUGACUGUUUUGCAUUAUCAGCCGUGACGAUGUUUGAUUUAUGUCCGUAAACAUUGUGCGUGUCUUUUAUAUCUGAAUACACUUCACAUGUGCCACUUCUGAAGGAUCGGCUUGCACUGAUUAACAUGUAAAAAUCGAAUCCAAAGGUCUCGCCAUCAUAGGAUUACUUAGGUCUGCCCAAGGGCAGAUGCAGUACAGCUUUCCUUUUCAUACAACAGGCUUCGCAUUUUUUAAGUGCUUGUUCAAGCUGCCAUGUUUUUGUCUUGUCCAUGCUGUGUUCAGUGUUGUGACUGGGAGCAGCUCAGUACUGGGAGUGUGGAGCUCGGCUCAGGCUAUCAGCCUUAAAACGCCUGUGUGUGAGGAGGGGCACCAGAGUGACGCAUUCUGAGUGCACUCAGGCUGUGUUUGAUAUGUUUUUUUUGCGGCACAGUCACCAGGAGCACU
Messenger RNA from Clupea harengus (Atlantic herring), 1176 nucleotides. RefSeq names its product rod cGMP 3',5'-cyclic phosphodiesterase subunit gamma-like. Gene Ontology annotation, molecular function: cGMP binding; 3',5'-cyclic-nucleotide phosphodiesterase activity. Gene Ontology annotation, cellular component: photoreceptor outer segment membrane. Gene Ontology annotation, biological process: visual perception; positive regulation of epidermal growth factor receptor signaling pathway; positive regulation of G protein-coupled receptor signaling pathway. Lineage: Eukaryota; Metazoa; Chordata; Actinopteri; Clupeiformes; Clupeidae. The record is from RefSeq and is a predicted model, not a curated record.